AUGGCCAGUACGUUACCGUCGUACUUCAAAAAUCUGUCCCUGCUGAGUGCUCAAGCCAAAAGAGCCACAGCCAACACCAGUACCAGCAGUCAAGCACCUGGAAUUGACGUCCAGCAGCUGCUGACAAUGCACACCGCAACUCAGCAACAAACACAGCAGUUGCUGUCAGCCAUUGGGAAGCACACCAGCACGGUUGGCCAGCUGGCGGCCAACUCGACACAGCCUGCACAGAGUGCUCAUGGAUCUGUGAAAUUGCCCGUGCUCACAAUCAGGAAGUUUGAUGGUGACAUACUUCAUUUCACUGAGUUCAUUGACAUGUUUCAAUCUGCGAUCGGUACAAAUCAAAGCCUGUCUGCCGUACAGAAACUGUCGUAUUUGAGAAGUCAUUUGACAGGCAUGGCCCUGGAUGUUAUUGCCGGUAUUCCCACCACCGAUUCAAAUUACCCCGUGGCGUUAGGAUUAUUGAAGGAUCGCUUUGGCAAGAAGGAUGCCAUCAUCGCAGCCCGAUACCGCGCAAUUACCGAAAUGCCAGCGCCAUCAAAUAAACCUCACAUGUUGCGGAGAUUUUACAACGAGGUGGAGGCUAAUUUGCGCUGUUUGCAAGCGGAAGGUCAAAGUGUGCAACAGGAACUGCUGAUUCCUGUCAUCACUUCCAAGUUACCAAAGUGCGUCAUCGUACAACUUGAGACACAGAAACCCCACAAUCAGAGUUGGACUGUUGAUGAGCUGCGGAAACAGCUGGGAAUCUACCUGGAGGUCCGUGAAUCGGCCGAGCGACUGGCAGGAGACACAGCCAGCAAACCAGAGAGCACUCUGCCACGACCACCGCCUGUUUCCGCACAGCCUCAUGCUGCCUACUCCCAACCUCCGGCCACGGCAGCCACGUUAGUUAGCUCUGUGCGGCGCGCCACUCCGAGAUGCUUCUUCUGCAAGUUGCAACACUUCUCGGACACCUGCCCAACGUUCAACACGGUUUCUACCAGACAGCAGCAGCUACAAGACCACUGCUUUGUAUGCUUACGGAAGGGACAUUGGGCAAAGGACUGUACUGCUAGAAGACCCUGCUAUCACUGCAAUCUGUUGACCCAUCACCGUGCCCUGUGCCCUCAGAAAUUUGGCUCAUCACCAGUGUCAGCUGCCGCAAGUACCUUCUAUCCUACUCAGCAGCAGCAAGGGCCACAGAAACAUACUACCGCUACGGUGCACGUCCAGUCCAAAGGUGUGAAUCUCCCAACCGCCAUCGCAACUGUCGCCGGGCAAGGCAACAUCUCAGACUGCCGACUGUUGUUUGACACCGGCUCAACUCGCACAUUUAUUCAUGAAUCGUUAGCUGCCUCUGUCAACGCAGCUGUUGUCGGUGAAGACGUGUUGUCCAUCGCUAGUUUUGGAUCUGCGUCCCGGCGAACGGUCACCCUGCCGAGAGUGGAGUUUUCCCUCCUAUGUCGAGAUGGAUCAGCCUUGCCCGUAACCGCCAAUGUUAUGCCGUGGAUUUGUUGUCCUGUUGUCAAAUCCCCAAUCGACAUCGACCAGUACCCUGAAGUCAAGAACAUCCAACUAGCUGACACCAUUGUCACCAAGCGUGAAGAGGUAGAAAUUGACCUCCUUAUCGGCACGGAUUUCUACUUCUCCAUCAUGGGUAACGGUCACAUCCAACUCAACAAUGGCCUGGUCUUGCUGAACUCCAAAUUGGGAUUUGUCCCAGCAGGCCCUACUGACACAGAGACAGAUGACACUGCGGGCCACAUAAUGCUCACAGAUGCUACCACCUUGCCAGACCCAGUAUUUGAUCUCCAACGUUUCUGGCGACUUGAAGAUAUUGGUAUCACCGAUGACAUCAGUGAUCCGCAGACAGCGGACGACAUUACCCUGGAACACUUUCGCAGCUCCUUGCAACUGAUCAACGGCCGAUAUAUGGUAUCUUGGCCAUGGAAAGAUAGCCAUACUCCACAACCUAAUCUACCAGAGAACUACGAGCUCGCCUUCGGCCGUCUCAAAUCCUUAGUCAAACGACUCCAGCAGACACCACAAGUGCUAGAGAAGUAUCAUUGUACCAUCACAGAGCGGUUAGCCAAUGGCAUUAUCGAGGAAGUGAACCUUGAUCACCAGGAUGGGCCGAUUCACUACAUCCCCCACCACUGUGUUGUUCGCCCCAGCAGUACCACAACAAAGGUCCGUGUGGUAUAUGAUGCUUCCGCCAGAACUCGCGCAGAACACAACAGCCUGAACGACUGCCUGCACCGAGGUCCGAUACUUCUGCCGGAUCUGUGUGGUAUCCUGGUGAGAUUUCGGCUACACCCCAUUGGCAUUGUCAGCGAUGUUGAGAAGGCCUUCCUUCAGCUAGGUCUAUCUAUGACAGAUCGCAAUGUAACACGGUUCCUAUGGCUUCGCGAUCCUACAAAACCCGUCACCACAGCCAACCUAGUGAUCUACCGCUUUUGCCGAGUUCCAUUUGGCAUUGUCGCUAGCCCGUUUCUUCUUGCCGCCACAGUCGACCACCAUCUCCAACAGCAACAGACAGGGACAUGCGAUGAUGUACGUCGCAGUCAUGAUCUACGUUGA
Molecule: messenger RNA, 2559 nt
Organism: Sycon ciliatum
Lineage: Eukaryota; Metazoa; Porifera; Calcarea; Leucosolenida; Sycettidae
Exons: 1
Coding region: 1-2559 (852 amino acids)
Molecular function (GO): nucleic acid binding; zinc ion binding
Source: RefSeq, a predicted model, not a curated record